AAGAUUGCGCCUUGUUGGGCGAUUGUUGUUGGAGCGCAGCGCAGUGACAACAGACCCCCUGGCGCGAGUGAUCUAUCGUCGUUGCCGCCAACUGCAACAUCAACCUCGGACAUCCUGACCGACGCCAUGUCGAGCGUAGCCACGCGUGUGUCCUCGUUCUUCAAGAAACUAAGUUCGCGAAGACCAACCUCGCCCACAGAACUUGCCACAGAGUCCCCGACUGGCCCUGCUGACGACAGCAAUAAUGAACCAUCUAUCGUUGACGUCAAAGUUGCUAUACGCCCUUCCGUGUCGUCUUCUCCCUUGGAACCUCUCAAGGAAGCCUGUCCCAGUCCAGCGACCCUGACCUUCGAACGCGUGACGCUGUCCGAGCUGGAAAUGCUGGGAGUGUUGGGCGUGGGCACGUAUGGGGUCGUAAAGCUCGCGCGCCACAAGCCGAGCGGUCGCGCCGUGGCGCUCAAGGUCAUCUCCAAGGAGUUCGUCGUGAGCAAUCGGCAGGAAAAGCACAUUGUCCGCGAACGCUUCGUGCAUCUGCGUCUACGGCAUCCGUUUGUGACCACGCUGUACCAAACCCUUCAGGACGACGACUGCCUCUACCUCGUGCUCGAGUACCUUCCCGGCGGGGAGCUGUUUACGGUCGUCCAUUCCGAUUCCAUGUCGCCUCUCAAGCAACCGCAAGGCGGACUGCCCAUGCCCGCUGUCGUCUUCUACGCCGCCUGCAUCAUCCUUGCCCUUGACUACCUGCAUGUGCAAGGCACGAUCUACCGCGACUUAAAGCUCGAAAACCUCGUGCUCGACGCCCACGGGUACCCCAAGGUGCUCGACUUCGGCUUCGCCAAGCCGGAUGCCGUCAGCCAGCGCAACGGAACCAUGUGUGGCAGCAUCGACUACAUGGCGCCCGAGGUCGUCCGUCGGGAAGGCCACGACCACCGCGCCGACGUCUGGAGCUUCGGCGUCCUUCUCCAUGAGCUAUGUCUAGGCACUACUCCGUUUGCAAGGGCGACGCCGCGCGAUCAGAUGCGCGCCAUCCAAGUUGAUCCAGUCGAGUUUCCCAAUGCAUUUGAAGACCAAUGGCCCGACAUGUGCGACUUGGUCGCGUGUUGUUUGGAGAAGGAUCCUGCGAUGCGGUUUGCAGACAUGGCUGCGAUGAAGUCGCACGCCGUGUUUGAAUGCGUAGACUGGCACGCCCUGUCGCAGAAACAAGCGGUGCCGCCGUUUGUGCCACACCUGCACGGGGCGUUCGACACGUCGCGGUUCGAAUUUGCCCCCGACGACCCGUACGUCGAGCCGUACGACGACGACGGCAACGACUGGGCCAAGGAUUUUUAGCUCUACUCUUGAAAACAUAUCUACUAAUAUACUAAUGAAUUAACAUGCGCACGGGAAAAAGCAUAUUACUC
This is a messenger RNA of Aphanomyces astaci, 1400 nucleotides long. RefSeq names its product AGC protein kinase. Lineage: Eukaryota; Oomycota; Saprolegniomycetes; Saprolegniales; Verrucalvaceae. The record is from RefSeq and is a predicted model, not a curated record. Gene Ontology annotation, molecular function: ATP binding; cAMP-dependent protein kinase activity. Gene Ontology annotation, cellular component: cAMP-dependent protein kinase complex. Gene Ontology annotation, biological process: signal transduction; peptidyl-serine phosphorylation. The transcript is spliced from 2 exons. Bases 127 to 1329 code for a protein of 400 amino acids.